Molecule: messenger RNA, 2731 nt
Organism: Chaetomium fimeti
Lineage: Eukaryota; Fungi; Ascomycota; Sordariomycetes; Sordariales; Chaetomiaceae
Product: P-loop containing nucleoside triphosphate hydrolase protein
Exons: 1
Coding region: 86-2476 (796 amino acids)
Biological process (GO): transcription initiation at RNA polymerase II promoter; nucleotide-excision repair
Cellular component (GO): transcription factor TFIIH holo complex; nucleotide-excision repair factor 3 complex; transcription preinitiation complex
Molecular function (GO): 3'-5' DNA helicase activity; hydrolase activity; ATP binding
Source: RefSeq, a predicted model, not a curated record
CAUGUCAAGCCAACCAACAGAUUCUUAAUGGCCUUGACCACCCGCGGUUUCGGCAGCGCUCUUCAACCCCGCAACUAACCUCGCAAUGCCUCCAAAGCGAAAAGCAAACUUUUCGUCGCCGAGUGCCAGCAAGUCGAAGAGGGACUCAAGGGUUUCAACGCCAGUGUCUUCGGCACAGAAGACUACAAGUGAUAAAUCCAAAGACCGAGAUGAAACGGCCAAAGGGCCCGGCGAGCUGAGCAGGCUGGCCGCCAACAAUGCUCAGAGAUUUGACCUUACCGAUUUCCCGUACACUCUGCCGCCAGGCAUCACCGAUAUAGCAUCGGCAUACUUCCAGCCCGCGCAGAAGCGAGAUUUCACCGAUCUUGCCCUGAAGGCCAACCAUCAGAACUUGCCUCUAUGGAUUGAUGGGUCGGGGAAGAUUACUCUCGAGAACUUCCACGAGAAAGCGCGUCGUGUACAGGAGUUUCUGAUAGCCGUCGCCGAACCGACCUCGCGACCUAGAUUCAUGCAUGAGUACAAACUCACCAUCCACAGCCUUUACGCCGCAGUCUCCGCUGGGUUAACGACGAAGGACAUCGUCACCACACUUGAACGCUUCUCCAAGAACGGCUUGCCUCCUAAUAUCGCCGAGUUCAUCACGGAAUGCGGUAAGAGCUAUGGGAAGGUCAAACUGGUGUUGAGGAAUACCAAGUAUUUCCUAGAAACCACCGACGGGGCCUUGCUUCAGCAGCUACUCAAAGACCCCGAGAUCAGUCUCUGCCGAGUCGAGGGCGCAGAAGCAACCCGUACCAGCGCUCCUACCAUUGCGGGCCUUGCCAUUCCCGGGACCAAGGAGGCCGCAGGGAUGCGCGAGGCUGAGGGACUGAAUCACGGGGUAGUUAGGCGGCGACGAUCUGGGCACAGCGGUAUGGCGGAAGAUAUAUACGCGUUAUUGAAUGAAGACGACGACGAUGCGGAUGAGCACGACAUCACCCACGCGAUUGAAAUCAAAGAUGACAAAGUCAGCGCAGUUGCCGCACGAUGUUUGGCACUGCACUAUCCUGCACUCGAGGAGUACGAUUUCAGGCACGACAACGUCAAUCCCGAUCUCGAGAUCGACCUGAAACCGGCAACACAGAUCCGGCAAUAUCAAGAACAGUGUCUUAGCAAAAUGUUCGGCAACGGCCGGGCAAAAAGCGGCAUUAUCGUGUUGCCUUGUGGCGCCGGCAAGACCUUGGUUGGAAUUACAGCAGCCUGUACGAUCAAAAAAGGUAUUGUUGUUCUAGCCACGGGCAGCAUGUCGGCGAUCCAAUGGCGCGAUGAAUUCAUCAAGUGGACAAACAUCAAACCGAGCAGCAUUUCAAUCUUCUCCUCGGAUCAAAAGUCUACAUUUGCCGGGACCACUGGAGUUAUCGUGACAACCUACUCGAUGGUGACAAACACCCGGAACCGUGCUCGCGAUGCGGCCAGCAUGAUGGAAUUCCUUGGAAGCCGGGAAUGGGGCCUUGUAAUUCUUGACGAAGUACACGUCGUGCCUGCGCAAACUUUUAGACGAGUUGUUGGUUCCAUCAAGGGACAUUCGAAGCUCGGCCUGACAGCCACCCUUCUCCGCGAGGAUAGGAAAGUUGAUGAUCUCAACUGCCUGAUUGGGCCCAAGCUGUACGAAGCGAAUUGGAUGGAACUAUCUCAACAAGGCCACAUCGCUAGAGUCCAGUGUGCUGAGGUCUGGUGCCCUAUGCCGGCUGACUUUUACGACCAAUAUCUGACUACCAGCCCCCGAAACCGGCCUCUGUUUUGCGCCAUGAACCCAAGGAAAUUCCAAGCUUGUCAGUAUCUGAUCAAGUACCACGAGAACCGGGGCGAUAAGAUCAUCGUCUUUUCAGACAACGUCUACGCCCUCGAAAUAUAUGCCAAGAAGCUGAUGAAGCCGUUUCUGUACGGUGGCACCAGCAUAUCCGAGCGCCAGGAGAUCCUCGACUACUUCCGCAACUCACCAGCCUGUAGUACCCUCUUCCUGUCUAAGAUCGGUGACACAUCGCUUGACCUCCCCGAAGCAACGGUCCUGAUCCAGGUGUCAGCGCAAUACGGUUCCCGUCGCCAGGAAGCCCAGCGUCUCGGCCGGGUGCUGCGGGCCAAGCGCCGCCACGAGGACGGUUUCAACGCCUUCUUCUACUCCCUCGUGUCGAAGGAUACCGUGGAGAUGGUGUAUUCGGCCAAGCGGCAAGUCUUCUUGGUGGACCAAGGCUACGCCUUCAGGGUCAUUACGCGGCUCAAGAAUAUCGAGAACACGCCCGGCCUUGCCUUCGCGACUCCCGAGGCGGAACACGACCUACUGCAGAAGGUGCUGGCGGAGUCGGAAAGUAGCGCCUGGAAGAAAGAGGAGGAGAAGGAAGCUGCCGGGUUGCUUGCGGAUGGCAACAUGUUUUAUGGUCGUGGCGGGAGGGCGGCGCGAAAGAGAGGCUUUCGUGGUCACUGGUCCCGGCCGGGCCUAUGACACUGUCAAGUUCUCUCGAAAGUCCUCGAGGGCAUGCCUUGAUUUGCUUCACUCCUUAGCUCGUAGGGGACAUGAAAAAGCGGUAUAGGCGGUGUAUUCCUUUCCCCAAGGCAAUGCCGCUGUAUUGAAGGUUUGCGGUUGGUUCAAUGGAUUGAAGGAGACCCUCUACUUCUUUUCCACCCCUGCCCGUUUUUGAUUACGCGGGGCUUUCAGUUUCUUGUCUGCCUUCCCUCAGGUAGGUAGUUGCGCCUCUCC